This is a messenger RNA of Haliotis rubra (blacklip abalone), 926 nucleotides long. Its product is annotated as pre-mRNA-splicing factor CWC22 homolog. The transcript is spliced from 2 exons. The coding region runs from base 1 to 567 and encodes 188 amino acids. The record is from RefSeq and is a predicted model, not a curated record. Lineage: Eukaryota; Metazoa; Mollusca; Gastropoda; Lepetellida; Haliotidae.
AUGUCGGAAAAUGCACCUCGAAGCAUGAUCCAGGGAGCUGAACAAAAGAGUUGUGACACUUCCAGUUUGUCUGGGAAGGAUGAGUCACAGUCAGUCUGUGAAAGCACAGAGUCAAACAAGACUUCCAGAGUGUUUGAAAAGGGGGAUAACUCUGAUAUGAGUAGAAACACCAGAUCAAACUCUGACAGUAGCAAUGAUUGUGAUGAUACGGAAGACAGGGAUAGUAUGUUCAGUGAGUUGAGGAAGGGUGGGUAUUCAUUCUCUCAACAGGAUGUUAGGGCUGAGUGUUUGAACUCUCCAACUGAGAGGCACCGACACCUGUGUGAGGGUGGUGUGCCUGAAAAUCUCCCAUCUGGUGACAGUCACAAUAAGCCUGAAGCACUAUCUGAUGAUGAUCGGAAAAAACCUGAAACCCCAUCUGCGGGUGACAAGCAGAUCAAGUCUGAAGCGCCACCUUGCAAUGAUGAACAGAGUAUGUCUGAAGCUCCAACUGGUGGUGAUUAUGAACAAUCCAGCACACCUCCAUAUUGCAAAGACUAUGCUCCAGUAGAGAGAGAGAGGACAUGAAGGAGAGGCUUGAGAGAAUCCAUGGAACCAAUCUUGGUUUUACAGCCAAUGUGGCUGCCAUGGCUGCUGCUAGAUCCGCAUUGCUUCGACAAAGUGAGCAGACAUUUGGUGACACCUUCGGAGACAGCAGUGAAGAUGAGGAAGAUGUUGUUGGAUAGAUGGCUACAUCACUCAUAUCUUGGCUAAGACAAUAUGGAGGAGAUCGGUUUCACAGAUGACAUGGGGACGUGCAUGUUCUUCUUUGGCCUCAAUACUUUAUUUCUUGUUUUCAGGAUUACCUGUUUUUCAUGAUAACCUGAAUGUAAGACUACAAGAAGCAGGUCUGAUUUGAAAGUGUAUUAAAAAAAUUAUAAAAAGAA